CAACCUGAAACGACCCAUAUCCGAUUUGUUGUGAAAUCCGAUUUUUUUGUUAGGCCGUUCACAUUACCAAUUAUAUGAGAGUUGUAUGCGAUCUCCAAUAUGAACGGAAAAUGACCCAAAAGUGUCCCGCAUGCGCAGAUUGACACGUAAUAAGCACAUCUACGUAAUACGUAAACAAAAAAAAAAAGCGCACUCUUCAAGUUUGCAAGUAAAGCAUGGAGAUGAGGCGAGACCUGGCGAUGUGGUUUUUGUGGCGGUGGCGGAACUCACACAAUAAUCUGAUUAAUGUGGGCAGCAGACUAAUGAGACCAAAGGUGUCAAAUUACUGGAAAUUUCCAGAACAAUCUUAUAAUCUUGUAAUACAGGAUGGUUUAACAUCCAGGUCCCUACCAAAUCCACCAUUAGCUUCAGUGCUUAAUUUGUAAAGUGGGAGGUCCCGGAGCACAGAGGAUGACUGGCUCCGGUGCGAAAAAAAGAAGGGGGGGGGGCGCUUCUGGGCAUGUAUUGUAAUAACACUGCAAAUUAAGUUCAUCUGCGAAAAACCCCGCUCACACUCUGCACUUGAGAUAGGGACAGUGUUGAUCGCGGCCAAGAGGCCCUUCAGUUCAUCUGGGAUGAAUUCUCCAUUACUUUCCCUGAAUUCCCUGAUGACAUGUGGUGGGUCAUUGAUGCAAAACUGCUGGCAGAGCACUUCCACUUCUUUUUCCGCGAACAGCGCAUCUUCCUCCCGCGGCCACGGAAGUGUGCACCGUCCUUUUCCGUAAUAUACAAACAGAUAUUUUGUGGAUGUCGUUUCAUGAGAGAAAUCACCAACAAGACAGAUAUCAAAAUCAGACAUUAACACUAAAUAAACUUGCAUUUAUUUAUUUAAUUAUUAUUUUUUUAUUUUGUUACAUAGUCAAGAGAGGUGGCGGAUCACCGGAUCCAGUGUAAAUAGCUGCCGGAGCCAACGUCCGAGGUUCCGGAGCGCGCUCCAGCUUGCUCCCCCUCAAAUUAAGCCCUGAUUAGCUUGAUCAAUUCUAUAAAAGUCUAUUUAAAUUCUGAAAACUGUACAAAUGUUGUUGUUUUCCACCAAAGAGGCGGGAUUAGCCAACACAGAAUAGUGACGUUUGUCUCUUGUUGAUGACGUGUAGGUCGCAUGAAUGCGACCUGUCCGGUCAGACUGCAGUCGCAUGUGAAAAUAACGGAUAUGCAUCGGAAUUAGGACCACAUAUCCAAGCGGCCUGGGUCGCAUGGGAAAAAAUCGGAUCUGUGUCGUUCAGAUCGUCAAUAACAAAUCGGAUACAGGUCGCAUAUGGGCAAAAAAAUCGGAUAUGGGUCGUUUCAGGGUGCAGUCUGAAUGUAGUCGAAGAAACCUUUAUUUAUCACAUGCACACUUCAAGCACAGUGAAAUUCAUCCUCUGCAUUUAACCUAUCUGAAGCAGUGAACACACACACACGCACACCCAGAGCAGUGGGCAGCUACACUAGAGCGCCUGGGGAGCAGUCAGGGGGUUAAGUACCUUGCUCAAGGGCACUUCAGCCCAAGGCCGCCCCACGUCAACCUAACUUUGGGGGAAACUGGAGCACCUGGAGGAAACCCAUGCAGACACGGGGAGAACAUGCAAACUCCACACAGAAAGGCCCUCACCGGCGGCUGGAUUCGAACCCGGACCCUUCUUGCUGUGAGGCGACCGUGCUAACCACUACACCACCGUGCCGCUAUUAGUGCACCAUCAUUGUCUUUGGCAUAUCGAACUUCAAGUGCCGCAGAAAUAAUGCUCUUUCUUGGUGAGAGAGCAGGUGUUCGUCUCCCACUUGAGGUCCUGAGUGAUUAUAGUGCCCCGGAAGUGGAAAUCCUGUGACCACAGAUGUGACUGGGGAGUCAAACAGGGUGAUGGGGGAGGGUGUGGCAGAGCUCCUCGUGAAAUCUACAAUCCUCUCUGCCGUCUUUAGAGCAUUGAGCUCUGAGUUGUUUUGCCUGCACCAUUACACCAGAUGGUCAAUCUCCCACCUGUAGGCAGACUCCUCCUUAUCAGAGAUGAGUCCAAUGAGGGUGGUGUUGUCUAAGAACUUUAGGAGCUCAACAGACUGAUGAGUGGAGGUGCAGCUGUUGGUGUCAAAAGGACGGUACCUCAGGGGGAUCCGGUUCCCCCGGAUUAAUGUUCUGCUUCCUGUCAGACAGGAAAUCAGUGAUCCACCUGCAAGUGGAGUGAGGCACGCUCAGCUGGGAGAGCUUGUUCUGCAGAAGAGCUGGGAUGAUAGAGUUGAAGGCAGAACUGAAAUCCACAAACAGGACUCCAUCAUAGGUUCUUUGGGAGUCUAGGUGUUGGAGGUUGAAAUGAAGGGCCGUGUUGAUAGCAGUUCGUCUGUAGACGAACUGCAUGGGGUCCAGGAGUGGGUCAGUGAUGGCUUUGAGGUGGUAAAAUGCAAGGCGCUUGAAGGAUUGCAUAACCACAGAAGUCAGGGCGAUGGGUCUGUAGUCAUUUAAUUCUGUGAUCCUUGGCUUUUUGGGGACAGGGAUAAUGGUGGAGGCCUUGAAGCAGGCUGGCACAUGGCAUGCCUCCAGUGAGGUGUUGAAGAUGUCUUUAAACACCGGAGACAGCUGAUCAGCACAGUGCUUCAGGAUAAAUGAUGAGAGAGUCGGGACCUGCUGCUUUGCGGGGGUUCAGCUUCUUAAAAAGCUUGUUGACAUCCCUGUCCAGAAUGGAGAGAGUUGAGGCUGUGGUGGUGGGUGGAUGGGCCUCCAGAGUGAGAGGUUGUAGAGAAGCCCCAGCAGCGGAGGAUGUGGUGAGCUGGAGUGUGGAGUCAUGGGGGAUGUUAUCAGGACAGUCCCAUUUGUCUUUCAAAGCAACAGUAGAACUUCUUCAGUUUGUUGGCCAUGUGCAAGUUGUUAACAGAGUUGGGGGGCUGAAGGUUUGUAGUUAGUGAUCUGUCUGAGCUCUUUCCAGACAGAUGUAGAGUUGCUGGCUGAGAACUGGUGUUGGAGUUUCUCAGUGUACAGUCAUUUAGCUUCUCUCACCACCUUGUUAAACCUGUUCCUGUCCCCACUUCUGAACACUUCUUCCUUUUGCACCCUUAUCUGUGAACUAGGGUUUGUCAUUAUUGUAACUCGCUCUAGUUCAUGAUUGAAUGCAGCAUUCCUCACAGAGGCUGAUGUAGGAUGUCGCAGCCUCUGUGUACUCAUCUGGACUAUUGGUAGCAGUCCUGAACACAUCCCAGUUUGUACAGUCCAAACACGCCUGAAGGUUCUCCACAGCCUCAUUGCUCCACAUCUUUGAUACUCUCACUACAGGUUUCCUCAGCUUUGAUUUCUGCCUGUAUGCAGGAAUCAGGUGGACCAUGACAUGGUCAUAGUGGCCCAGUGCAGCGUGGGGGACGGCGUGUAACGGUCUGGCUCGAGACCAUCAAAAAUAGAGGAGAACACAGAAUUAAGUUUCAGAAACUCAAGAAUUUAUUCAAUAAAUGGAUCAAAAAUAAGAUGUAAAGCAUAAUUCAAACAAAUGUCCAUAUAAACAGUCAGUAAUCAGUAGUUAUAUUCAAAGAGUGGAUGCGUGAAAGUAUGAUGUUGAGGCAUAAAAAAUACAGGCAACCGAAAGGACAAAUGCCUACCACCUGUCCAUCCUCUCCACCCAAGUAGGUCUAAAAGAGAAGAAUAUAAAGAAAACAAAGACAGGUGAACACAAUCCCAGGUAACUACCCAUUUAAAGGGCCAGCACCCCAACAAGCUGACCACCCUGAGGCUGUCACAUGGCGUGAUAGGCAUUGUUGACUGUAAUGUAGCAGUGAUCCAAAAUAUUCUCAUCUCUGGCCAGGCAUUUAAUAGACUGUUUGUUUGUAUUUGGGUAGUUCGUGGCUGAGGUUACCUUUGUUAAAGUUCUCGAGGGUAAUAAGUAGGGAGUCUAGGUUAGUCUGCUCCACACCCAGUGUGUGAUCGGCCAGCAUGCGCUGUGUGUUCUGCAUGUUGGCUUGUGGUGGGGUGUAAACACCGACCAGAAUGAGUGAUGCGAACUCAUGGGGGGAGUAGAAGGGUUUACAAUUAAUGAAAAAUGAUUCCAGGUUAGUGAGAGUUUGACUCCCUACUCACAUCUGUAUUGCAGCGUGCCUUGCCAGAUGGCAGGAGGUACCAUUUUUAUGAUGGUCUUUGGUAUGACCCAAGCACAAGUAGAACUUGCGAUCUCCUGGUCGAGAGGCAGACACACUAACCACUAGGCCAGCUUGCAGUAAAACUCUUGCAGUUACCAGAGGACUAGCCCCCCACUGUAACCCUAGCUAUAUAAUAGGCAAGAGGCUGAGGGUUAUAGAAAUGGAGAUUGGCGCCACACCCAUGUGCCUCAAGAGCUGGUUAGGACUGGGACCGGAGACUGUCUGGGAAGACCAGAUCCUGGUGUGAGAGGGACUUUGACUUUUUUUGAUUCCAGGUCAGUAGAAGAGUACUGCAGGAUCACCGCACCAGUCGCUGUUCACAUAAAGGUUGGAGGAAUCUGUUUUUGUUUUACCGGAGAAAUCCAUGUUAUGGUCCGCUCUGAAGCCGGCCAGCUGCAGCGCAGAGUCCGGUAUGAGUCCUCAUAGUCACGUCUCUGUGAAGCAUAAAAUAGAUGUAGGAAAGUCCCUGUUUCUCCCUGUCAGCAGCUGGAGUACAGUGAGUGCACAUUGGAGAGAAAUAUCGCAGAUAACAGAGUGCAAAGUCUGCACCGAUGGAGGCACACGAACGCACCAGCGUGUUUCCCCCUCCUCCGGUGUCUCACUGAGUGAGCAAAGGAAGUGUGCAUCACAGGCUGACGUUUCAGUUGUCUAUCGAUGGGGAAGAAGCGAGCCAAAGACCGAGGCAGGAGUCCUAAAAAGGACAGCUCUGAAGACCUGACUGGUGGGAUGUGUACGCACAAGCGUAAAGGAACAGACUUGAGCUGGCUGAGGAAGGUGACCCUGGACAAGAGCUGGAACUUGUGUGAGGCGUGCGAGCAGGAGAAAGAAACAGAGUCUGAGAACGAAGACGGACGAGACGCGUCAGCGAUAUGGAUGUGUCUCAAAUGCGGACACAGAGGUUGUGGGAGGCUCUCGGAGAACCAACACGCCGUUAAACACUAUGAGACGCCGCGUUCAGAUCCACAUUGUCUGGUGCUCAGCCUGGACGACUGGAGUGUGUGGUGUUACAUCUGCGAUGGAUAUAUCUACUACUCCAGCACGGGACAACUGGCUCAGCUCGUCGCCGGUAUCAAGAAACAAAUGUUGGGGGAAUCCACACACAAAACUGCUACUAGGAAAGCGAAGGAAGAGAAGAACUCUUCAGGUGAUGCCAUGCAGGAAAACGAGGCUGAAGAAGAGCCGAAAGAAAACGAGAAGUGCGUGAAGCAAAACGGCCAAGAAACACAAUCCAGUACCGUACCCGUGAGAGGCCUCAGCAACCUCGGCAAUACGUGUUUCUUCAACGCUGUGCUGCAGAAUCUGUCGCAGACUUGGCUGUUGCGUCAACUCCUCAGUGAUUUCAGGGAUGAAGAAAAGAGCGUGUUGAUCACGCCAUCAUCCUCUGAACUGGAUCCUUUGCAGGUGCGGUUACCGAGACCCGGUUCUCUCACGCUGGCUAUGUGUCAGCUGCUCAAUGAAAUCCAGGGGACCAAAAAAGGCGUGGUGACGCCACACGAGCUCUUCGCACAAGUGUGUAAAAAGGCAGCAAGAUUUAAAGGCUUCCAGCAGCAAGACAGUCAGGAGCUCCUGCGCUACCUGCUGGAUGGAAUGAGAACCGAGGAGAGCAAUAGAGUAACUGUUGGAAUCUUGAAUGCGCUGAAAUGUUUGGGCAAAACCUCCGAGCCAGAGCAAAAGAACUUAGUAAAAGAGUAUGAAAGCAACACUGGGGCGAAGAGUUUUGUUGAACGUGUGUUUGGCGGAGAGUUGACCAGCACUGUGAUGUGUACGGAGUGCGAGACAGUUUCCGUGGUUACCGAGAUGUUUCUCGACCUCUCGCUACCUGUGGCUGAUGAGGCUUACAGGAAAAGGAAGGGUGGCGUUCAGCAGAAGAAGAGCGAAAGCAUGGAAAGUAGGCGGAGUAUUGAGACUCCAUUGACCAAUGGGGAUGAAAGUGUGCCGACAGGCACAGGAAGCAAGUACCAGCAAAAGAAAGCCAAGAAGCAGGCAAAGAAACAGGCUAAGAACCAGCGGCGUCAGCAAAGGCAAGGCACAAAGCUCAGGCUGGAUUCGCUGACCAAUCAGAACCAAGAUGCUUUCCUGGAAGCCCCACCUCUGAGCACAAAUGAACAGCCGGAAGCUGAAACUGAAGGCGGAGCAGACAAGCUCAUUGUCCAAUCAGAGCCUGCGGAACAGAAUGAGGAAAUACCUGCUAAUGAAGAGGUAGAAGAUGAUGAUGAUGAUGAUGAUGAAGGAAGUGAAGUACAGAACUCCGCCUCAAAUAGAUUCAUCAGCCUAUCAGAAGAUGGACCAGAAAAACAGGAAGUGGAAGAGGAAAAUGAGCACAAAGUGGCAGAGCUAACCAAGAGGGUAACAGCGCUGUCGAUCUCCGAGGAACACCAAACUAAAGAGAUGGAGCUUGAGGUGGUAUCAGGGGCGGAGUCGGAGCCAGAAUUGAGGGCAGAGCCAGGGUUUGUGGUGGUCAAUGUGGACCCGAAGACUGCGUUCUCAACCCUGUCCAGCAGGGCGGCGCUGAACGCCUCGGAGAGCUCAGUGGAGUCGAGUCUGCAUCAGUUCACACAGGUGGAGCAGCUGACACACGCCAACAGCCUGCUGUGUGUGACCUGCAGCCAGAGAGCCGCACACGGUGGUAAGAAGAAGGUGUACACAGAGGGGAUGAAGCAGAUGCUGAUCUCGUCCCCUCCUCCUGUACUCACUCUGCACCUGAAGAGGUUCCAACAGGUGGGUUACAGCAUCUGUAAAGUCAACAGGCAUGUACAGUUUCCUCAAGUACUAGACGUCGGCCCGUUCUGUUCUGCCAAAUGCAAGGGGGUGGAGGAAGGACAGACGCAGCUCCUCUACUCUCUGUAUGGUGUUGUGGAGCACAGCGGAACCAUGCGCUCAGGUCAUUACACAGCGUUCGUUAAAGCCCGACCUCACACACACGCUAGCAGCGGUUUGCUAAACGGAACAGCAGGUGACAAGACGCCCCCUAAAGGCUCCUGGUUCCACAUCAGCGACAGCAACGUGCAGCCCGUCACAGAGACCCGAGUGCAGACUUCCCAAGCCUACCUGCUCUUCUACGAGAAGAUCUCUUAAGUCCAACACUCUCAUGAAGCGCCGCAUCAUCGAGGAAGGACAAGACUGUUCUUAGAGAACUGCUGCUUUCUAACAGGUCAAACGAUUUCUGUCUGAUCAUAGCUGCCAGCGAUGAACUGGAAUUCACUUCACUGUGCUGCUGAAUAAAGGAGUGUUCAGAUAGUAAAAGGGCUUUCUGUGGAGUUUGGGAAUUUUACAUUGAAUGCAACACAAUCACAAAUUCACAAGCAAAUCUGUAAGCAAGUACACGCCAAAUGUGAAUCGUUAUGCACUCUGGUCUGUAUGGGUUAUUGGUGUAGGGGUUUUUGUUUGUUUGUUUGUUUUUAAAUACUAGCGUAAGUAAUAUACAUGCUUAGUUUUAACAACUGGAAGUAUUCCCUGGGUAUAAUAAUUUUAUUUUUAUGUGGUUUGAAUUUUUGUUUGUUUUUAGCUCCGCCUCUUCAAUUAACAAACACCCUUGUGUUACAUCUGAUUCCUUUUGACAGGGAAUUCUGUAUAACUCCAGAUGAUGCUGUAUCUGACAGAAUCAUGCAGCAGUAGUGUGCAAUAAGUGGAGAAAAAACAAGAGCAAGAACACCUGACAUACCGAAAUAUGAUUGAGUUGACUGAUUUUUAUUUUUUACAGAAUAUUUAACUUCCUGCAAAUUUAUGAUCGGAAUAAUUGAUUAAUAAAAAAGAUUCAAUGCACUGCGUCAUUAUCUUGUCUUUAA
Molecule: messenger RNA, 7910 nt
Organism: Neoarius graeffei (lesser salmon catfish)
Lineage: Eukaryota; Metazoa; Chordata; Actinopteri; Siluriformes; Ariidae
Gene: usp16
Product: ubiquitin specific peptidase 16
Exons: 17
Coding region: 4780-7200 (806 amino acids)
Biological process (GO): protein deubiquitination
Molecular function (GO): zinc ion binding; cysteine-type deubiquitinase activity
Source: RefSeq, a predicted model, not a curated record